CGCCGGAAGAAGCGACAAACUCGUCAGAACCGACCCAAUAUUGCCAGAGGGGCGGGGAAGACGACAACGACGACGAGGAGGGGAGGAGGCGGAGCAGGAGGAACAGGAGGACACACCUGCACCGCGACUCGCUGUCCCCCGCCGCCGCCACCGCCUCCUUUCGCCUUUCCCCUUGGCCCCUCAUUCCUCCCUCUGACCGCCGCUGCCUCGUAAGAUGGCUGACCCCGACAGCGACGGAGAGGUGGCGGAGGGCGCGCGCGGCUUCGCUCGCCAGGGCGCCCUUCGGCAGAAGAACGUGCACGAAGUGAAGAACCACAAGUUCAUCGCACGCUUCUUCAAGCAGCCCACCUUCUGCAGCCACUGCACCGACUUCAUCUGGGGAUUUGGUAAGCAGGGAUUCCAGUGCCAAGUGUGCUGCUUUGUGGUCCACAAACGCUGUCAUGAAUUUGUCACCUUUUCCUGUCCUGGCGCCGACAAGGGGCCCGCCUCCGACCAGGAUCCUCGUAGUAAACACAAAUUUAAGGUGCACACGUACUCCAGCCCAACCUUUUGUGACCACUGUGGCUCACUCCUCUACGGGCUGAUACACCAGGGCAUGAAAUGUGACCACUGUAUGAUGAACAUCCAUAAGCGCUGUGUGGCCAACGUGCCUAGCCUGUGUGGGACUGAUCACACUGAGAGGAGAGGGCGCGUCCACAUCUCAGCUCGCAUCAUUGAGGACACCCUCACCGUCACCAUUAAAGAGGCAAAGAACUUGGUCCCCAUGGACCCUAAUGGCUUGUCAGACCCCUAUGUGAAGCUCAAGCUGAUCCCUGAUCCAAAAAGUGAGAGCAAGCAGAAGACCAAGACCAUUAAAUGCUGCCUAAACCCCACCUGGAAUGAGACGUUCACUUUCAACCUUAAAGAAAGUGACAAGGACCGCCGUCUGUCUGUGGAGAUCUGGGAUUGGGAUUUGACUAGUAGGAAUGACUUCAUGGGAUCGCUAUCCUUCGGGAUCUCAGAGCUGCAGAAACAAGGGAUAGACGGAUGGUUCAAGCUUCUGUCCCAGGAGGAAGGAGAGUAUUUUAACGUUCCCGUCCAACCUGAUGGUGAAGAUGGCAAUGAGGAGCUAAGACAAAAGUUUGAAAGGGCAAAGGUGGGCCCAGGGAAGCCGUCAGACCCCUCUUCCUCUUCCUCUGUCAGCAAGUACGACAGCAAUGGCAACCAGGACCGUAUCAAGCUCUCAGACUUCAACUUCAUCAUGGUUCUGGGAAAGGGCAGCUUUGGCAAGGUGAUGCUGGCUGAGAGGAAAGGUACAGAUGAGUUGUACGCUGUAAAAAUCCUGAAAAAGGAUGUGGUGAUACAGGACGAUGACGUGGAGUGCACCAUGGUGGAGAAAAGGGUCCUGGCUCUUGCUGGGAAGCCACCUUUCCUCACACAGCUGCAUUCCUGCUUCCAGACCAUGGACCGAUUGUACUUUGUGAUGGAGUAUAUUAACGGAGGGGACCUCAUGUACCAAAUCCAACAAGUUGGGAAGUUUAAGGAGCCACAUGCUGUCUUCUAUGCUGCUGAGAUCGCCACUGGACUCUUUUUCCUCCACACCAAAGGGAUUGUGUAUCGGGAUUUGAAGUUGGAUAAUGUGAUGCUGGACUGCGAAGGCCACAUAAAGAUCGCCGACUUUGGUAUGUGCAAAGAGAACAUGUAUGACGGCAUUACGACAAAGACAUUUUGUGGAACACCAGACUACAUCGCCCCCGAGAUCAUAGCCUACCAGCCUUAUGGGAAAUCCGUAGACUGGUGGGCCUUUGGAGUGUUACUGUAUGAAAUGCUUGCUGGGCAGCCGCCUUUUGAUGGGGAGGAUGAAGACGAAUUGUUCCAGUCGAUCAUGGAGCAUCAUGUCUCGUACCCAAAAUCCAUGUCCAAAGAAGCCGUCGCAAUCUGCAAGGGGCUGAUGACCAAGCACCCAGGCAAACGUCUAGGCUGUGGUCCUGAGGGUGAAAGGGACAUCAAGGAGCAUGCUUUCUUCCGCUACAUUGACUGGGAAAAACUGGAGAAUAAAGAGGUUCAGCCGCCUUUCAAACCUAAAUCUUGUGGGCGUGACGCGGAGAACUUUGACCGCUUUUUCACACGUCACCCCCCAGAGCUGACUCCCCCAGAUCAGGAGCUUAUAGCCAACUUGGACCAGGACGAAUUCCAAGGCUUCUCAUUUCUUAACCCUGAGUACCCUCACUCUAUCCACUGACCAUGCCACAUACAUGGAUACAUAUAAUCACUGCAAUAGUGAGCCUCCCGCAUCAGACAAAUGUGAGAAAGUCACCAUUAUGUGCAUAUCCAGGCUGCCAAUUUGACACUUUUGGGAAAUGAGAGUUGUUAGCAGGGAAUCUGCUAAACUUUUAACAUGCAGAUGGAAAUCGAGGCAGUCUGACGAAAUAAUCCUAAUGUCAAGUAUCGAGCCACCACUAUGUUGUUGUGGUAGCCUCCCUCUACUGGCUUUAUUUCUAUCAUCAGUGCAGGUGUUGCUCACUUCCUGAAUGCAGCAGCGCUUUAAACAAUUGCAGGUCUGCCUCCCCGUUUAAAUGUCAUUUUUAUGGGAUAUCAGUGAUAUUGACAUGUGUACUUUGACAUUGGUAAUACAACACAUUGGUAAUAGUUAUACAAAUGUCUGCAGUUCGUUAACUAAUCAGAGGGUAAAAGUCUACACAGUACUCAAUGAUCAUGCCCAUCCUUAGUGUACAUAGGGAUGGGCGUGAUUAUCGAUUAAUCGCUCACAACCAGAAGUAAUUUGGCCAAAAUGGAGUGCGUUACUUGGCUGCAACCAGCAGAGGCGCUGUUGAUCCAACUAGUUUGUGACCUGAAGAAAAGUCAGCUAUGAGCUACAUCCACACAGACCUCCGCUAUGGUUAACAUCAUACGGCUCAACACGGUAUUAGCAUGGUAACAGCAGUCUAAACAUUCCCAGAGAGAAAAUAGUUUUUAAUAAAAAUCCUCUUCAUCAAUACAUGCUGAUGUUCCCCAUAGUUGAUAGUUAAAUGUCCAUCCCUGUGCUAUACUGUGUGUGGCAGCUCAGUGGCUUUUGAUUGUCGCAGAAUUCAAUUCAGCUUUUAUUUUAAUGACAGUAACCCUAAGGUACAAGUAAACAAUGUAAUCAGAUCCAGUAUGAGAGCUGUAUAACAGUUAUCUCCAGAGAAGUAUUCAUUUUUUGAAUGUGGUUUGCACAGCAUCACUUAUGCAAUGGGUGGGAUAACUGUCUGUGCAAACACAGUAUUUCUUACAGCUCUUGUAUUAGCUCUCGUUAGGUUGUCAAAGUGCCAAAGUACAGUAUGGCUGAGAAUCACCAGGUUGCAGUCAAACGGUGUGCGCCAAUUUACACUUAAAGGCAUCAUCAAUCAACAACACAAUAACCUUUUAAAAGUGGAUUUUCUUAUGUCAAGUGACAUGUCCGAGAAGAUGUGUGUGCAUUGUGAGCCAGGUGCGUAACAAAUGUGUCAAACGGACAUCUCUAAGCUUAUCCGAAGGGGAGGCGGCGCUGCUGUUGUCACAGUGUUGCUCACACACAAGAGACAAAUGAAGACAGGCACGCGCUUAACGACAGUGAACAAUAAACUAAGUACAAAGCAGGAAAUAUGUGAACAUUUUUAGAUGACUAUAUCAAAUGUAAUUGUUGUGGAUUAAAGAAAGAAAGAAGCUUCUAUGGAUUGUGUAAUUGUUCUGUAUGACUGGAAAUGAUAAUAUACUCACUGGUGCCUACCAGGCCAAUUCUGCUGUGUCUGCCUUCGUCUGUUCUUACUGAGCUCCAAAAACUUUUGAAGUCAUUGAUGUGUUUUGAGCUAAAGGAGUGCAAGUAAUUAUCCUGAAAAAAAAGUUUAAUUCCGAAAACCAGUAGUUUUGCUAGAGGCUAGGCUUUGAAUUGAAACGCUAAACCAAGCUACCCUAGGCUGAAAAUACAUGCAGUGGUACCUCGUUUUUUGUUAUUAAUGCAUUCCAAGAGGUCCGUCAGAAACUGAAUACAUUUGUCCCAUAAGAAAUAAUGUAAAUUCAAUGAAUCUGUUACAGAUAUGUUUAUUGAAGACUCUUAUUUGCACAUGUGUUUUGUUUGCUUUGAGUUAUUUCUCACUUGAGGUACCUCUGUAUUUAGCCCCCUAGUGGCUACAUAAAACAGGACCGUGUUAUUGUUGCACUGAUGGAAUUAAUGUGUAUUUCAUAUUAUUAUUAUUAUAUUAUAUUAUAUAUAUACAAUAAAUAUUACCACACAGGCCAGUGAGAGCAUACAAAGACACCAUCUCUGAAUUGGUAGCCAGGUGCAUCGUCCACAUCAGCCAAACAACACUGCACCUCAGAUAGUCGCCUCCUUUGAUACAUGACUAAUUGCCUUUACUGUGAUUGAUUGCCGUUUGACUGAUGAUCACACUUGUGAGCCUUGAAAAUUCACCAUACUCCGUCAAGUGUUUCUUCUUAAAAUGCCAUAUUAAAUUAAAGCUUUUUAACAUGCUACCUGCGCAAGAUCGCUUUUGUGGCAUGUAAGUGUCACACGGCAGACGUGAUUGUUUUUAUUUUGGCACGCCUGCGCACUGUGAAGGAAAGUGGGAGGAGAAUGCUGCCUAAGACGUUAGGGCAAGACCCUAUCAUCUAAACCAGGGGUGUCCAAACUUUUUCCAUCGAGGGCCACAUACUGAAAAAUGAUGAAAAAUGAAAAGGUCAUUGUAUUCUCAGGGCAUUCAAUCGAUCGUAACUGGACUGUUAAGGUUGCCUUCGAAGGCGUUUCGCCUCUCAUCCGAGCAGCUUCAUCAGUUCAUGCUAAAAGACUAGGUGGGACACACACCAGUCAGACUAGGUAGGACAAAGCUAUCCCACUGCGUCUUAACUUUGUGAUAUAGGUGAAAAAGUGUAUUAGUAUGAACUUUGCUCUUCUUUUCCCAUUUUUGCUGUUUUUUUUUUUAAUUUUCCAAAUAUUUCAACAUACAUUUUGUUUUUGUAAUAUUAUGACUUCAUUCCCAUAUUUUUACUUUAUUCCCAGAACAUAACUUUUUCUCCAACAUAAUUUUUAAAAAAUACACCUUUUUGUUAUAUCGCGACUCCAAAAAAAAAAGUUAAUUCUUUUUUUUCUCCAAAAAUUACAACGUCAUUCGUUGUU
Dunckerocampus dactyliophorus (ringed pipefish) is the source of this 5110-nucleotide messenger RNA. Its product is annotated as protein kinase C beta type-like. The coding region runs from base 215 to 2221 and encodes 668 amino acids. The transcript is spliced from 17 exons. NCBI's taxonomy places the organism in Eukaryota, Metazoa, Chordata, Actinopteri, Syngnathiformes, Syngnathidae. Gene Ontology annotation, molecular function: ATP binding; diacylglycerol-dependent serine/threonine kinase activity; zinc ion binding. Gene Ontology annotation, biological process: protein phosphorylation. The record is from RefSeq and is a predicted model, not a curated record.